AUGCGCGCGACUACACAACUCUUGAACAAGGGCGUCUUGGGGCGAAGCUGGGACGAGCUCGCCCGGCGCACAAGCAUUGCUUUCAAGCUCGAGGCUGUAAAAGGACCCCAGGGCCCCCGUCCCCUAUACGACUUCAACUCACCCUCCGCCAUAUCAUCAUGUAUUCUCAUGUCCGACGCUACCAUCGGCGGCUCCUCCGUAGCCAACCUCGACCUUGAUUCUCCCUCUUCCACAUCAUCACAGGCCUACGCCCGCUUCCAUGGCUCGAUAUCUACCGCUCUACCUUCCGACAAACCAACCAUCCAAAGAACAGGCUACGCCGCUUUUCGCACACCGAAUCAACAUCCAACGCUCUUGGGGCGGUCGUACUGGGACAUUGAUCCCUACACAUAUCUGGCCAUGCGCAUAAAGUCGGACGGCAGAGCCUAUUUCAUCAACGUACAGACAGACGGAGUGGAACCGUCAGAUCUCCACCAGCACAGACUAUUUGCCUCACGGCCGGGGGAGUGGGAGACGAUUCUUAUCCGGUGGAAUGAUUUCGUGAGGACCAACUUUGGCUUUGUGGUCGAGCCGCAGACGGAGCUAUUACGACAAAAGGUCAAGACCGUGGGCAUCGGCCUCACGGAUCGCAAAGAAGGGCCAUUCGAGAUGUGCAUUGAAAGGAUAUGGGCCACAAAUGAUGUUGAAGAAGGAGACACCAUCGUGGACAAGAACAAGGCGAUGAGCGAGGCGCCAUCGGUGGAAGGGCAAUUACGGACAAGGAAAGGCGAAAAGAUACACUGGUAG
Emericellopsis atlantica is the source of this 786-nucleotide messenger RNA. RefSeq names its product complex I intermediate-associated protein 30. Gene Ontology annotation, cellular component: mitochondrion. Lineage: Eukaryota; Fungi; Ascomycota; Sordariomycetes; Hypocreales; Bionectriaceae. Bases 1 to 786 code for a protein of 261 amino acids. The transcript is spliced from 2 exons. Gene Ontology annotation, biological process: mitochondrial respiratory chain complex I assembly; mitochondrial electron transport, NADH to ubiquinone. The record is from RefSeq and is a predicted model, not a curated record.